Molecule: messenger RNA, 3195 nt
Organism: Rasamsonia emersonii CBS 393.64
Lineage: Eukaryota; Fungi; Ascomycota; Eurotiomycetes; Eurotiales; Trichocomaceae
Exons: 4
Coding region: 1-3195 (1064 amino acids)
Biological process (GO): regulatory ncRNA-mediated post-transcriptional gene silencing; negative regulation of RNA catabolic process
Cellular component (GO): catalytic step 2 spliceosome
Source: RefSeq, a predicted model, not a curated record
AUGACAGCUCUCGGCACAGAGACAGACAUCGGAGUCAUCGUCACCGAUCGCGUUCCAGAGAGCGCAGUCGAGACCGCCAUUCCCACCAUGCGUCCCGGACUAGGGCCGAGGAAGCGCGGCCCACGGUACAAUGUCCCGCAGUACCACCGCGUCGGCAAAGGCCGUGUGCUGGGAUUGCCAGCAGGCUUCAAGAUUGAUCGCGAUCACAAGGACGAAGCUACGAUCGUAAUCCGAACCGAUACCGAUAUCUGGCAAGGCGAUGGGUCAAGACAUAAGAGCAAGAGCGUACUCUCCAGAGGAGAGACGAAAGAAACACGAUUUUUCCGUGUGCGCCGUGAGACUGCGUCCGACGCGAGUGAUGCUCGGAAGGACUUCCUGCCUCUGAGUUCUGAAGGCAGCCGAAAGCGAAGAAAGCUUUUGGGCGACUUUUCUGCCAUGGACACGUCAGAUUCAGAGGCAGAAAAAUACGCAUAUCGAUCGAUACAUGGCAAGGCCAAGCCCGAACAGGAUAUAGGCAGUGACUUGGAGAUUGAGUCAGCGUCGGAUCUGAGCGAAAACGAUGGCGUUGUCCUCAACUGGGAGCAGGAAGUGAGACAACGGAAUUCAGAGCUCUCGAGGCGUGUCGAAGAGCACCCAGAGGAUAUCGAUGCUUGGCUUGAGUUGAUUAAACACCAAGAUGCACUCCUUUCUGGCUCCAGGGAGGAAACUCGCCAACUGACUGCUGCAGAGAAGCGAAGUUUGGCAGAUAUCAAACUAUCGCUUUACGAGAAGGCGAUCAAAAAAGUGGGUGCGAAUCCCGCCAAGGACCGUCUUCUGUUGGGCUAUCUAGAGGAGGGUGCCAAACUUUGGGAUUUCAAGAAACUAUCGGAGCAAUGGCAUGAUGUCUUGAAGCGCAAUUCCCGGGCGAUUUUCGUGGACUGCAUGAAGCUCAAUGCCUCGAGUCCCGAUAGUCCAGAGAAAGCGGUCAUCCACGCAUACUUGUUCCUCCGUAUGACCCUUUUCAUGCGGGAAGCGGGUUUCCUGGAGCUGGCAAAUGGUCUCUGGCAAGCCGUCCUCGAGUUCACUUUCUUCCGGCCGGAAGAAUUCAAGCGCGAUUCCGGGGAGAGGGCACUGACGGCAUUCAUGGACUUCUGGGACUCGGAAGUCGCGCGAAUUGGAGAGGAGGGGGCAAAAGGCUGGAAUAGCGACGACAAUGCCAGUCUAGAACCCAGAAUUUCUGCCUCGCAAUCACGUGUCGUGCCAGGGUCGCUAUUCGCGUCGUGGUUGGAAUCGGAGACAGUCCAGAGACGCAACGCUCGUCUUCCAGCACGAACCCUCGACGAGGGAGAAGACGACGACCCUUACCGUGUUGUUCUGUCUUCCGACAUCCAGGAUUUCCUGCCCUACUUCACGGACUGGAAAUCGCCGGAUGUGCUCAUUGAGAGCUUCCUGUGCUUCUGCCGUCUGCCUCCAUUGGCAUCGCCCACUCUGUCAGAAACCAGCAGGUCCUGGAGUGGCGAUCCUUUCCUGCGCAACGAGCUGGUCGAAUCGCCUGAUUCUGCACUAGUUGAGAUGCUGAGCACCCGGCAGUCGGAACCUCACCAUUCACCGAAAGUACUCGAUAGUCCUCCUCUACAGAACGUAAUACACUCCUUGGACACCUUAUUCGCAGAGAAAGACCGUUGGUUUUCUUCGCUCGCGACUUGGAAAACGCUUGUUUUCUCCGACUACAGCCCUAUCGACCCUGACUGGGUGCGUCGCGCGCUGCGACUGUUGGUCGAUGCGUCUCCCGCAGACGACGCACUGGCUGAGUACGUUCUCGCCGUCGAAUUCGUAUGCGAUGCCAAAGAGGCAAAGAAGUACGCAAAAUCAUUGCUGAAGAGAAGAUCGGCCAGUCUCCGGCUGUACAAUGUUUACGCUCUCAUGGAGUGCCAGUCUGGAAAUUCCGCGUCAGCCGCCCAUGUCUGGGCGACGACUCUCUCAAUGAGCACAAGCAUCUCGGACGUGCAGAAGUUGGAAUACGGUCCGCUCUGGCGAACGUGGGUUUGGGAGUCGUUGGAUGGACGGAAACAGGGGGAGGCGGUUCAGUUACUGCUGGCCAUUCCCGGCUAUACUGUCGACCUGAAAUCAUUAGGUGAUGCUCCGACCUCGAGAAUCGCCAGCCCAGCGGAGCUCCUCAAAAGCCAAAGGUUCCUCUCGGAAAGCCAAGAGCAUUCGUUGGCUGUGCAGAACUACAGAGCGUUUGUGGCGUGGACGGAUUGCCUCGCGCUGCUUCUGUACCUUACCCGGUCGUCUGACCUGGGUGCUGCGGUCGACGUAUACAAAAGCGCGUCGGAGCGGCUCGCCCACGUCCCGCAGAUAUCCAAGGCAUCCGUGUCCUACGUUGAUGAACUGCUCCAUCAGUCUCGGGCGCGGUUGCUCUACCACCACGUCGUGGCCAGCCACGCGUAUAAACCAGCCCAGAUCCGUACUCUUCUGCACGAGAGCAUCUCGCACUUCCCCCAUAACACGAUGUUCCUGUCGCUCUAUGCCUGGAACGAGUCCAGAUUCCGCAUCGACGAGCGCGUCAGGGACGUCCUCCGGGAUAUCACGCAAGACGUCCGCAAGCACGACACGGGCCAGUCCGUCCCGGUCACAUCGCACCUGUUCGCCAUCUUCCACGAGAUCCAUCGCCCCGUGUACUCCGGGUCAACGCUACACUCUGCGCGAGCGGCCUUCGAGCGUGCCAUCGGCGACCCGGCCUUCUGGACGGGCGGAAGAUCCGGCCUCGCGGACAACACCAACACGGGGCAAUCCAGCCUCUCGCUCUGGAAGCUGUAUGUGCUGUUCGAGCUGCGCCACAGGGACAUGCGUCGCGCCAAGGACGUCUUUUACCGCGGCAUGCGCGCCUGUCCCUGGUCCAAGGACCUGCUGCUGCUCGCGUUCCGGCAUCUGCGGGGAGAAGACGGCGGGAUGGGCUUUGACGAGCUCCGCCGCGUGUACAACGUGCUGGAGGACAAGGAGCUGCGGAUCCACGUGGAGAUUGACGAGGCGACGUUUGGGAAAGCGGAGGCUAUUUUUGUCCGGGAGCGAAUGAUGAGGGAUGGUAAUAAUCCAAACACUAUGAUCAGCAAAUCCACGAGAUUUGGCCCAGAUCACCAGCAGUCGAGGGCUAGGGAUCUACCGAUCCACCUUCCUGAAGACGCAGAUAGUGGUAGCGAAGACCAAAAGCAAUAA